AUGUCUGUUCAUAAUUUUGUUGAAAAUAUCAGACCCAACAAUUACACCACGUACAAUCCCACUGUUGUAUCUCAACCAACAACUCAAGUAUCUGGAGAACAUAGUGGUGAUUCUUCUUUGAAUUCUCAAAACAUUUCACCAACAGAACAACAAUCUUAUGAUCAAAACCAAAAUCAAAAUCAAAAUCAAACCCAGCACCCUUAUCGAUAUCAUGAUCAGCAAAGUUUAAUGCAAGAACAUCACCAUUUCAAUGGAUACUUUUCUACUGUUUCCAAUAAUGGAUUUUUACCGCUGCAAAGUAGUACUUCAGUAAAUUUUGCAAAUAUGCAACAAUUUGGAAAUUCAAACCAUGUUACAAACUCACAAAUUCAAGGAGACUAUUUUAUAAAUACCGAUUCUUCUAAAAGUUUAUCGUUGAGUAAGAGCUCACCAAAGAAGGCCCUAAGACCUCGUCACCUGAGACAAUCAUCUUCAAAUACCCAAUCUCCAGAAGUGGAAUAUACUAAAACAAGAAGACCAAAGAUUCAAACUGUUCAGUGGGAUGAAGAAGGAACAUUAUGUUAUCAAGUCAAGGCAAAUAACGUUUUGGUUUCCAGACGUGAAGAUGAUGAUUAUAUCAAUGGAACCAAAUUAUUAAAUGCAACCUCUAUGACUAGAGGUAAGCGCGAUGGGAUUCUUAAAAACGAAAAGAGUAAAGAAGGCAAGGUUGUGAAGGUGGGAUCAAUGUCGUUAAAAGGAAUUUGGAUUCCUUUUGAAAGGGCAUUGGAAUUAGCUAGAAAUGAAGGUGUUGAUAAAUUACUUCAUCCCUUAUUUGUUAAAGAUUUGAAGACUUUUUUCAAUAAACAAGGAGGUAAGGAUUUGGAAAAUAGCGAUGAAGAAGGUGAUUCAAAUGAAGAUGAAGCCAAAAGUUCAUCUUAUGACGUUGCAAAUGAUGAUCCACAUGAUGAUGAACUUUCAACUACCGGGUUUGAAUCGAACUACCCGGACCAACACGGAUUGAACUCACUUAACCAAAGAGGUUUGAAUUCCUCUGACUUUAAAACUAACAUGCUGAUGCUAUUUCCUAAUGACAGUUAUGUGGUGGACCACACCGGUAACUGA
Molecule: messenger RNA, 1101 nt
Organism: Hyphopichia burtonii NRRL Y-1933
Lineage: Eukaryota; Fungi; Ascomycota; Pichiomycetes; Serinales; Debaryomycetaceae
Gene: EFH1
Product: KilA-N domain-containing transcriptional regulator EFH1
Exons: 1
Coding region: 1-1101 (366 amino acids)
Biological process (GO): positive regulation of transcription by RNA polymerase II
Cellular component (GO): nucleus
Molecular function (GO): sequence-specific DNA binding; DNA-binding transcription factor activity
Source: RefSeq, a predicted model, not a curated record